Brassica rapa (field mustard) is the source of this 2970-nucleotide messenger RNA. Its product is annotated as endoglucanase 9. NCBI's taxonomy places the organism in Eukaryota, Viridiplantae, Streptophyta, Magnoliopsida, Brassicales, Brassicaceae. The record is from RefSeq and is a predicted model, not a curated record. Gene Ontology annotation, molecular function: hydrolase activity, hydrolyzing O-glycosyl compounds. Gene Ontology annotation, biological process: carbohydrate metabolic process.
UCUUGCGAGAAGGAGAAGAGGUACUUCUAGCAGAAUAUGGUAACUGCUCUACCUUACUUGUGUGAUGUAGGGUUUUCGCAGAUAUGGUAACUCACAAUGAUUUCUUAUAAAACUACUCAUCACGUAUCGAAUAUUAUGUAAUGUUAUUAUCCUAAACUUUAAUAAUGUGUCUUCGCUCUACUGGAAUUGUAGCCCUCUUAUAUGCACUCAUGCAGGGUUCGAACUCCCAUAUAAUGUUUUUUUUGUUUUAGCCUUAUGUUUUAGCCUUAUUUUUUGGCUUCUGCUGAGCUUCAGGAAUAGGAAAUGUGUUUAUGUAAUACUAAUUUUAAAUCCUUAUCGGUUUCAGACGGACUAAGAGAAAACUGUCUAACAUGUAGCUGUAUUUUUCUUUUUGAAUUUUUUGGUUUUUUCAAAAUCUAUACUAUACUAAAAGUUGCAUAUCCUCAAUAGCUAAGCUAUCCACGUGGGCUGAAAAAAUCAACCAAUCAGAUGUAUAACUAAUGCCAUGUCAGCAAUCGAUAUUUUUGCUUUACAAUUGUGGUUUUCCUUUCAUCUUCCCGUCUUUUGCGUUUCUAAACGUCUUGAUCCUUUCCCAUUGAUUGAAACGAAACAGAGUGAACAGAUCCAAGAGUUGUUUGAUUUCGUGUUAAAAAAUGGGGCCUGGAAGUAGAGAAAUCUCUUCGGAGCAACAAUUUCAUGUUGAUUUUUGCCGUGUUCGUCUUCUCACGACAGGAAGAAUAGGAGUGUUUUGUGAGGGAGCUAUUGAGACAGAGAGGAAGCACAAAGGAGAAGAAGAACUAAGUUUAUCUUUAAAGAUUAGGUUCUCGCUCAAAAUCUAACCAAUCAAACAUCUGCACUUUUACGUUUUCGGACUUGGUUAUAUAUUUGAGAAUAUUCUGAUUUAUGGUACCAAAUGUAAUGUUUGGUGAUCUUGAUGUCUUCUAUAAUAGGUUUCAACACACCGAGCUGCUCUCAAGUGUAGUCAGAAGUUGCUUUCUCAUCUAUCAAUGAUUAUUUGACAAGAGAGCAUCCUCAAUUCUUCAUAUAUCAAUUAUCACGGCACUCAAGUACAUCCACAUUGGUAUUUCAAUUUCUUUUGGUCUCUGACUUUACCUUUUUCAUCAUUCAAUCACUUUAUGUGUAUAUAAUAUCUGUCUAGAGAUCACUGACUUCCACAGAUUAUAGCGUAUGUCAAAUUGUCAAUUAAACCUUAACAUUUACUCAGCUACUUAACCCACUGAUGUAGUAUACUGGCAUCAUGACGUUUCCUAAUAUCUCACUUAGUUUUGGCUUUUUGAAUUUUGGUCCCAUCGAGAUUUCUGGAGAUUUUAUUCUGUUUAAUAAUUUAUGUACCUCAGUUGUUGCACUUGCAGCUAAUGUCUAUCACAGAGAUCUGAAGCCAAAGAACAAACUGGCAAAUGAAAACUGUAAAAAUGUAGAUUUGUGAUUUUGGAUUAGGAAGGGGUUUCAUUUAGUGAUAGCCCCACAUCAAUCUUUUGAAGGGUAUGGUGCACAAGAUGUCUCUCUAAGAGUCUUUCUCUUCUCCUAAAGUCAGUUUGUAUAUUCUCAAACCUUAUUAUCUAUUAAAUUUACUGUAUGUUGCUAUAAGAUAGUAUACCGCUCCACUACUUUGUGGAUGUUUCCGUUCCAAGUUGCUUCUCUAUAUAAGCCUUUCUUUCAAUUUUUGUAUUACUGCCAGCUAAUUUUGGUGGAUUUGGAUUUUUAGUAUACACCCGCCAUUAAUAUAUGGAGUAUAUGCUGCAUCUUUUCCGGAGUAUUAGUGAGAAAUCCACUUUCCCUGGAAAUAAUGUGGUUCACCAGAUGGAUCUUAUGACUGAUCUGCUGGGGAAACCUUCCAUGGACACCAUCUCCUGGGUACUGAUCUUCUUAGACAUAAGGUUUUGAGGUUCUGCAAAAUCUUAAAAGCAUGGACCAAUGACGAGGACCCUGAUUUUACAAUAUUAUACAUGUAAGGAAUGAGAAGGCAAGGUGGUACUUAACAAGCACAGACAUCUCAAGCGCAGAGUAGACCUCUCAUGAAACAGAGUCUCUCAAAGGAAGGAAACAUGUGGAGAUCAAAUUAGGAGUAGACCUCUCUUCUUUCAUAGUGCAGGCAUAUCAAGCGCAGUUCUUCAUAGUUCAUACUGAAGACAAAAUAUUUACAUAUAAGGAUCAAGAGGUAUGGCGGAAAACGUCCGCUUUCUCUGGUUAAGAUUAAGACAACAUGGGAUAUACUUGGCGGGAAGCUUACUGCUCGUACUCUGGUUACAAGGACGAGCUAAUGUGGGGUGCGGCCUGGCUGCUGAAAGCAACCGAUGACUCGAAUUACAAAAACUUCAUACAAUCUCUAGGAGGUGGAGAUCAUCCUGACAUCUUCAACUGGGACAACAAAUAUGCUGGCGCUUAUGUUCUUCUUUCACAGCAAGCAUUAGUUAACAAUGACAACACCUUUGAUCAAUACAAGCAAGAAGCUGAGAGCUUCAUAUGCAAGAUCCUCCCAAAUACUCCCUCUUCGUCUACCAGUUACACUCCAGGAGGCUUGAUGUACAACUACAACUUACCUCAGAGCAACCUUCAACACGUAAUGGCCAUAACAUUCUUGCUCACAACCUACGCCAAGUACAUGAAAGCCACACAACACACGUUCAACUGAAGAAACUCCGUUAACAUUGUCCCCGACACCUUGAUAAGCUUAUCGAAGCAACAAGUUGAUUAUAUACUCGGCAAGAAUCCGGCCAAGAUGUCGUAUAUGGUUGAUAAGCUUAUUGAAGCAACAAGCAUAAUUUUGGAAUGUUAGGGUUUGUGAGAGUAAUGAAGGACCAUAAGAGGUUGCACUGCUGCUGCCAUGGCUGAUGGAGAAAGAGCUACUGUUUAUGAUUCAGUUGAGACCCCUGUUUAGGCCAGUAACACUGGAGAGGAAGAAAUAGAUUAAUAGGAGAGGAGUUCUGCCAUGAAGACACGCAAAGACUA